This is a messenger RNA of Daphnia magna, 584 nucleotides long. RefSeq names its product COX assembly mitochondrial protein homolog. The coding region runs from base 102 to 497 and encodes 131 amino acids. The record is from RefSeq and is a predicted model, not a curated record. Lineage: Eukaryota; Metazoa; Arthropoda; Branchiopoda; Diplostraca; Daphniidae. The transcript is spliced from 2 exons.
AGCAAUGUUAUGUAUUCAUAGUUAACCCCAUGUCAAAUUGAUAUUUCUGUGUGUUCUUAACAUUUCAGUGUAUAGGUCACGGAACCAAAAGAAGUGUCAUAAUGCCUACCCAGGAUGAAAGCCACAAGUCAAAUUUGACGAAUCCACAUGGACUAGGUGAUCCAGACGACCGACGUUUAAGAAUAGUUGAAAAAGAAGUACUUAUACCGAAAAUUAUGCGUGAUAGAGCCAAAAAAGAAAAAUGUGUAGCUGAAGUUGCAGAAUUCACGAAAUGUUGUGCAGCUAGUAGUUUGCUUAUGGCGUAUACAUGUCGGAAAGAAAAUGCCCUCAUGCAAGAAUGCCAGUCUAGAUGGUAUAAAGAUGAAGGCUUCAAGAAAGAAUGUGAAGACAUCUACUUUAAAGAAAGGAGGGAGUUCAGACUCACAGGAAUUCCCAAGAAACAUCGCCUUAAAGAACCUGGUAAUGAAACUAUUGGUGGCAAGUCAACUGUUGAUUGAAGUUAUAUUGUUUUCACACUGCUUUAAUCAGCUUGAAAAGUGAGACCACAAAUUAUGAUGUAGAAUAAAUUGUAUUGAUAACUCUGA